AUGAACAUGAAGAUGUUCAUGCGGAACGGAUGCGUCUCGGAUGCCCCAUUCACGCUCAAAGGAACGAACAUAUCCGAAUGCACCAGCUACGUUAUUCUGGGUCGGGAACUGAACAUGAUGAACGACCUGACCCCCGAGCUGGGCAGGAGGAGACGAGCAGCUUGGAGAGCGUAUAAGAGCAUCGAGGAUGUAGUGAAGAAGACCAGGAACACCCGGCUCCCUGCUCACCUCUUCAACACCACCGUACUUCCUGCUUUGAUCUAUGCUUCGGAAACCUGGGCAAUUCGCAAGCAGGAAGAAAACGCGGUGAGCGUCAUUGAACGCGCAAUUGAGAGAGUGAUGCUAGGAGUAUCCCGUUUCACGCAAGUGAGGGACGGUAUUCGAAGUUAG
This is a messenger RNA of Necator americanus (New World hookworm), 390 nucleotides long. RefSeq lists its product as uncharacterized. The transcript has a single exon. Lineage: Eukaryota; Metazoa; Nematoda; Chromadorea; Rhabditida; Ancylostomatidae. The record is from RefSeq and is a predicted model, not a curated record. Bases 1 to 390 code for a protein of 129 amino acids.